GAGGGAGUGUCCACACAGCUCCUGUUCCCUCCCGACAGGAGCUCCCAGAGAGGCGGACUAGCUGACAGACUUGCCUGGUGGAUUCCCGGCUCUGCCAAGUGUAACAAACCCAGAACCCUCGGCAGCUGCCGGGACACCAAGUUUACCCUCCAGGACCUCACUGGAGAAGCAGGAGACGGGACCUCUACAGGGAGAGGGCAGGCCGGCUGUUGGGGCCACCGAUGUGGCCCCAAGGCCGAGCCCAGUCAGGGUCUGGCCUCAGCCUCAGCCUCCCAAGGAGCCAUCCUUCCACCCCAUGGGGUGGUCGCUGCCCAAGGAGAAAGGGAUAAUUCUCUGCCUAUGGAACAAAUUCUGCAAAUGGGUCCACAGACAGGAGUCCUGGACUCAGAGCCGAGAUGAGCAGAUCCUGCUACAGCAGAAGAGGAUUUGGGAGUCUCCUCUCCUCCUAGCAGCCAAAGAAAAUGAUGUCCAGGCGCUGAGUAAGCUGCUCAAGUAUCAGGGCUGCAACGUGCACCAGAAAGGAGCCAUGGGAGAGACAGCUCUGCACAUCGCCGCCCUGUAUGACAACCUGGAGGCCGCCAUGUUGCUGAUGGAAGCCGCCCCAGAGUUGGUCUUUGAACCUAUGACUUCUGAGCUCUACGCAGGUCAGACUGCACUGCACAUCGCCGUCAUGAACCAGAACGUGAACCUGGUGCGCGCCCUGCUUGCCCGCGGGGCCAGCGUCUGUGCCAGAGCUACGGGCUUUGCCUUCCACCUCAGCCCCCACAACCUCAUCUACUAUGGAGAGCACCCGCUGUCCUUUGCUGCCUGUGUGGGCAGUGAGGAGAUCGUCCGGCUGCUCAUCGAGCAUGGCGCUGACAUUCGGGCCCAGGACUCCCUGGGAAACACGGUGCUUCACAUCCUCAUCCUGCAGCCCAACAAAACCUUUGCCUGUCAGAUGUACAACCUGCUGCUGUCGUAUGAUGGAGGGGACCACCUGCAGUCCUUGGAAAUGGUGCCCAACCACCAGGGCCUCACCCCCUUCAAGCUGGCCGGAGUGGAGGGCAACACAGUGAUGUUCCAACACCUGAUGCAGAAGCGGAAGCACAUCCAGUGGACGUACGGGCCGCUCACCUCCACCCUCUAUGACCUCACGGAGAUCGACUCCUCAGGUGACGAGCAGUCCCUGUUGGAACUCAUUGUCACUACCAAGAAGCGAGAGGCUCGCCAUAUCCUGGAUCAGACCCCGGUGAAGGAGCUGGUGAGCCUCAAAUGGAAGAGGUAUGGGAGGCCCUACUUCUGUGUGCUGGGCGCCAUCUACCUGGUGUACAUCAUCUGUUUCACCAUGUGCUGCGUCUACCGCCCUCUCAAGCCCAGGACCACCAACAGAACCAACCCCCGGGACAACACCCUCCUUCAGCAGAAGCUGCUUCAGGAGGCCUAUGUGACCCCCAAAGAUGACGUCAGGCUGGUAGGGGAGCUGGUGACCAUCAUUGGGGCUGUGAUCAUCCUGCUGGUGGAGAUUCCGGACAUCUUCAGGUUGGGGGUCACUCGCUUCUUUGGACAGACCAUUCUUGGGGGACCAUUUCAUGUUAUCAUCAUCACCUAUGCCUUCAUGGUGCUGGUGACCAUGGUGAUGCGACUCACCAACACGGAUGGGGAGGUGGUGCCCAUGUCCUUUGCCCUGGUGCUGGGCUGGUGCAAUGUCAUGUAUUUUGCCCGAGGAUUCCAGAUGCUGGGCCCCUUCACCAUCAUGAUCCAGAAGAUGAUUUUUGGAGAUCUGAUGCGAUUCUGCUGGCUGAUGGCUGUGGUGAUCCUGGGCUUUGCAUCAGCCUUCUACAUCAUCUUCCAGACAGAAGACCCCGAUGAGCUGGGCCAUUUCUACGACUACCCCAUGGCACUGUUCAGCACCUUCGAACUGUUCCUCACCAUCAUCGAUGGCCCCGCCAACUACGACGUGGAUCUGCCCUUCAUGUACAGCAUUACUUACGCCGCCUUUGCCAUCAUCGCCACCCUGCUCAUGCUCAACCUUCUUAUUGCCAUGAUGGGUGACACUCACUGGCGCGUGGCCCAUGAGCGAGACGAGCUCUGGAGAGCCCAGGUGGUGGCCACCACAGUGAUGCUGGAGCGGAAGCUGCCUCGCUGCCUGUGGCCUCGCUCAGGAAUCUGUGGGCGCGAGUAUGGUCUGGGGGACCGCUGGUUCCUGCGGGUGGAAGACAGGCAGGAUGUCAAUCGGCAGCGGAUUCUACGCUACGCCCAGGCCUUUCAGCCGCAAGAUGUCCUCUGCUCAGAAGACUUAGACAAAGACUCAGGGGGAAAACUGGAGCUGGGCCGUCCCUUUGGUCCCUACCUGUCCUUUCCUACACCCUCUGUGUCUCGGAGCACCUCCCGCAGCAGCACCAACUGGGAAAGGCUUCGGCAAGGGGCCCUGCGCAGGGACUUGCGGGGCGUGGUCAACAAGGGCCUGGAAGAUGGGGAGGGCUGGGAGUACCAGAUCUGAGAGCAGAACCCCUCUGGACGCAACAAAACUGAGUCCCACCGGGAACAUGGAGUCAAAUGAAGGCCAAGGAAGGCAUGCUGGGAAACAAAACCAUCCUGGGUCUCUAGGACUUCUUCGGCUUGGGGCACAGAGAAGGGGGGGCACUGUGGUCUUCUCCUCACCCAGAGAAUGCUUCAUCCUCUUGUGAAAGUCCCACGACACAUCUGAGCACUUUAAGGGCAGGCUUGCCUUCCCAAGUACCUGUUUCCACCCCUGUGUGUCUUAAGUGGGAAAGCAGAGAGUCCUUCCCAGGACUCUCCAGACGGUGGGGGGCGGGGGCACUGGGCAUGCGGACAGGUGUAGGAGGGAGAGAGACCGGCUAGGCUGUCUCCCCACCUUCCAAUAAA
This is a messenger RNA of Perognathus longimembris pacificus (Pacific pocket mouse), 2865 nucleotides long. RefSeq names its product transient receptor potential cation channel subfamily V member 6 (gene Trpv6). The transcript is spliced from 15 exons. Gene Ontology annotation, cellular component: membrane. The coding region runs from base 296 to 2479 and encodes 727 amino acids. Gene Ontology annotation, biological process: calcium ion import across plasma membrane. Gene Ontology annotation, molecular function: protein binding; calcium channel activity. NCBI's taxonomy places the organism in Eukaryota, Metazoa, Chordata, Mammalia, Rodentia, Heteromyidae. The record is from RefSeq and is a predicted model, not a curated record.